Messenger RNA from Cylindrotheca closterium, 1501 nucleotides. The record is from the annotation of a GenBank genome assembly. Lineage: Eukaryota; Bacillariophyta; Bacillariophyceae; Bacillariales; Bacillariaceae.
AUGAUGGAAAGGCAAGAUCGUUGUACAAAGAUGCCGAAGAAAGCUUCUGGAAUGAAAUGUUCCAAAGACAUGGUGAAAUCAAUUCGAGAUGGAAAGUCAAUCGACUUCAAUGCGAUUGCUCCAAGAUUGAAUGCUCCAAAUCAAACUGAAGCUGUUGCAAGAGAAACAGAGAUGAUUCAAAACAAGAUUCUCUAUUCUGCAAAGCUCGACGAGAACAUGCGAAGAUCAGCCUAUUUCGAAAUGAGCAAGAGAACCGUCAAAUCAAACAUCAUGCUGAAGUUUGUGACGAAGGCGAUGGAUAUCAAGCUUCGAGGUGAAGCCGAUUUCACGACUAAUCUUGAAGAUCCAAUCGAACUCUUGAAACGUAUUGAACGAUUCAUGAAGAAGAGUGCUGAUGCUGAGUAUGACUUCGUGGAUUUCUGGGAAGCAAAUCAAAAGUUCUUUGCUAUGAAGCAAGGAACAACCAAAAACUUGAUGCAUUUCAAGGAACGAUUCUUGAGACAGGCUGAAGUCAUGCAAGAUCUAUAUGGCGUUGCCUGGUUCCAAAAUUUUGCAGUCAAGACGAAAGCGUAUGCUGCUAUUGCUAGCACCAAUACUACUGCUAGAGACAAGUUCAAGGAUGAUAUCUUUGAAGCAGUUCUUGCAACAGGAUUCCUGUGCAACUGCGAUCAAACGAGAACAGCUCCUCUGAUGCUGGAUCUUCAGACAAACUAUUGCAGGGAAGUGGAUUAUUAUCCAAAGACGGUCAGCAAAGCACAAGAUAUGUUAAAGAUUCACAUGGAUGUGAUCAAGAAUCCGGGAGUGAACCUGUACCAAGGAAAAGACCAGCCAAAUAAAGGUAAAGGUAAAGGGAAGGGUAAACCAAAGGAUGAAAAGAAAAAGGCGGCAUGUUAUGUAUGUGGCAAAGAGGAUCAUAUGUCUCCAAAAUGCCCAGACAGACUGCUACCAGAGACUCAAUGGAAACAUCCGAAACACUAUGUUGAUUACGGGAAGAAGCUCAAUCUUAAUCAGAUUGGAGCAACUGUCCCAGCUACUGUUCCAGCUAUAGUUCCUGAAGCUUCAGCAUCCACAAGUGGAGCAUCAAGUGUUGCGGGAAGCGUUAACACACCUUUACGACUUGCUGCUACUACAGGUAAUCAAAUGAUACAAAAUCCUACAGGUAAUCAAAUGAUGCAAGUUCCUUCGGGAAUGCAGCUCAUGCAGAUUCCAACUCAAGGUGGCGGCACUGUUACUGUCCCUUAUUCAAUGAAUGCUAACGGUGAAAUUGCGUUCAAUGGAAUGCAACUCAGCCAACAAGGCUUCAGUGGUGCUCAAAUGCGCCAAGGAUUUGAUGCAACUCAAGCUCGCACUCCGCAAGUUGUGAAGACUGGCUAUUUUGAUACGUCAAAUGUCUUUCUUAUUCCAUGUCCUGCUGGAACGACUAACGUUGAACUUCAAUCCGACUGGCACUACGCUAGUAAAAAUGAAGACUUGCCUGAUCUUGCUACUGAAGCAGAUCGAG